Molecule: messenger RNA, 531 nt
Organism: Naegleria lovaniensis
Lineage: Eukaryota; Heterolobosea; Eutetramitea; Acrasida; Naegleriidae
Exons: 1
Coding region: 1-531 (176 amino acids)
Source: RefSeq, a predicted model, not a curated record
AUGCUCUCUUGUUCAGAAUGUCCCUCUCGAACAUGGGUUUGUUCUGACUUUUAUGACCCUGACUCGCCAUCUAAUGCCAUCGAUUAUUAUCAAUUGGCUUCAUUUGUUUUUCCCAAAUGUAAGAAUGAUGCACCACAGGACCACUCAAACGUUCAUCAAGAAGUGUUGAAAUCUGAAGAUGAUGCUGUCGACCAUCAUGAUUUCGGCUUUGUGAAGGAAGAAGAAUUCUCUGUCAACUUUGAAUUAGAUUUUUCGUCAGAAGAAGAUGGGUACUCUCAACAACAAGAGUCCAAUACCUCUUACAAGUUUCUGACGUAUCCCAAGGCUAUCACUCUUUUGGUGACUCUUUUUUUGGUUUGGUUCCAAUGGAUGUGUAAUCAUACCAUUCUGACGCUCUCAAUAGCAAUGUUGUUCGUGGCCAUUCUCUCAGUUUUAGAACAGCAAUCGAGGACGAAUAUUUCUCUUUCAAAAGCAAACGAACAAUUGCAAGAAAUGGUUCUUCAAAGAGAGCGAGCUCAUAGACAAAAUUAA